Molecule: messenger RNA, 2409 nt
Organism: Nomia melanderi (Alkali bee)
Lineage: Eukaryota; Metazoa; Arthropoda; Insecta; Hymenoptera; Halictidae
Gene: rasp
Product: protein-cysteine N-palmitoyltransferase Rasp
Biological process (GO): protein palmitoylation
Cellular component (GO): endoplasmic reticulum
Molecular function (GO): palmitoyltransferase activity
Source: RefSeq, a predicted model, not a curated record
CUUUCGUGUUUAAUAUUUAACCUCAAUUGAGAUAUGAUAGGUUAUCCUAUAGCUUUUAUUAAAUUCCGUUAGCCAUUGUUGUAGGCAUACUUAUUUAAGUAAUAAGAGAAAUUUGUUCCAGUUAAUUAUUUUUCAAUUUUUAGAAAAAUAAUUCCAGUAGAUUGUGACAUAAUUUAAACUAAUUUAACUGUUAAUAAAAUACUAAAUUUGUAUCAGACAGUAGAAUUGUACGUAUAACGUUUGAACGUCAAAACCGUGACGACUAUAAAUACGAAGGAAGCGGUAAAUUCAAUUGUAAAUAAUAAUGACAAAAUUGAUAAAUAGAGUUACGAAGUUACCAAAAUGUGAAAGUCUAUUUUAUUUUCUUUGCUGGACUAGUGCUGUAUUUUACUCUAUUUAUAAAGUAUCUUUACUUAGUACUUACUUUAAUGAUUAUCAUGAUGUAUAUGAUGAUUUUUCACAAGGAUGGAUAUGGCUAGGAAGAAAACAAGAUGUUUCUGAUCAAGAAUGGAAGAUAUGGAUUCCAUUGAUAAUUAAAUUAAUACCAUGGAUAUUCCUGCAUCACUCCAUUAGUUAUAUUAUUAAAACAUUGCCAAAUACCAUGCUACUAUGUUAUUGGUAUAUCUUCAUAUCUGUUUCAUCUUUAUAUUUUUUUAUUGGAACAUUAGGCACACUAUGUGCAGUAAUUCAACCAAGUAUAUUGUAUAUUCUAACAUACAAACGCGAAAACUAUAUUAUAUGGUUGAUAAACACAUUGUUUCUAUUUUUGAUACAUUUUCUUAAAAUUCCUAAUGGUAUUUUUCAAAAUGUUCUAAAACUGAGUGAUGAAGAACAUUAUCUUUUGACUCUUACAAUGUGUUGGAUUCAGUUAAGAUGUAUUAGCUGCAGCAUAGAUAACAAACAAAUGUGUUUAGAAAAUAAUUAUGACAACAUAUAUUUAUUAAGGAAUUUUUUGUGGGGAUUAGCAUAUUCCUUGUAUUUACCCACAUUACACUUGGGACCAUUGAUUCUGUACCAUGAAUUUAUAGAUUCUAUAAAGAAACCAUUUCAUACAUGGAAGUUAACAGAACUUGGAUACCUAGUCUUAAAUUUAAUUAGAUAUGGGUUUUGGAUACUAUUUGCUAAUUUUUUCUUACAUUUUCUUUAUUUUAAUGCAAUGCAUUAUCAUCCAAGGAUCGUUGAAGUUUUAAACCCAUGGGCUUUAUAUGGAUUAGGAUAUUGCAUGGGUCAAUUUUUCUUAAUUAAAUAUGUUGUAGUAUACGGUUUAAAUCAUACUCUAUGUGCAAUUGAUAAUAUUGAAGCUCCUUCUCAGCCUAAAUGUGUAGCAAGAGUGCAUUUGUAUUCUGAUAUGUGGAAGUAUUUCGAUGAAGGUUUAUAUAAAUUUCUUAUAAGAUAUAUUUAUACACCGUUAUUAAAAUCAAAUUUCAAUAAGGUGUUUGCCUCCUUCCUGUGCUUUGCAUUUGUUUUUGUAUGGCAUGGAAUGCAAACAAAUAUUUUUAUUUGGGCAUUCCUUAACUUUAUAGGAUUAAACAUUGAAAACUUAAUCAAGUCACUUGAAAGAAGUAAAUAUUGUACUAACAUUCAGAAAAAGUAUAUGUCACCAACAAAUGUCAGAAGAGUUCAUUGUAUUGUAACAAGUCCUUUGCUAGCAAUGUCAGUAAUAUCUAAUUUUUAUUUUUUUGCUGGCGAAGAAAUUGGGCACAUAUAUGUUUAUAGGAUAUUCCAUGAUAUAUGCCAUUCUACUUUAAUUUUACUUUGUUUUCUGUACUGCUGCUGCCAAGUUUCUACAGAUUUAAAGAAUUGGGAGUCAAGAAAAUUCUAAUUGAUUUAAAAAAUCAAAAUUUACAUAAACGGAGGUAAUUGUUGUAAAGAAUGAAUUAUUAUUAAGUAAAAGGUGGGCGCAUAUUUGAUUAUGAUUAUAGUAUUGAAUAAUGUUGAACUAUUUUAUUGUUUUACGUACAAAAUGGGUAUAAAAAUACAAUAUAUAACUAAAAUUAUUGUUCACAUUAACAAUAUUAUAAUUAAGUAAUGUUUAUUACGAAUGAUAAUAAAAUGUUUAGUACAAAGUAUAUGUGUGAAUAUUAUUUAUAUAAUUACGAUUAUUACAUCAUUAUGUAGCAAUCAGCUUUACAAUGCACCUAAGGCACGUCACAGUUUACAAUGAACAAAUGCAUAUGAAAUUAAGAUCUUAAUCAUUAUAAUCUCUACGUUUUAUGCAGUACAAAUUGACUUUUUUAGAUGUUAUUACAUAGGUUUGAGAAUAUAAAAAGUGUAUACAUUUUGUUCGUAUUGAAGUAUUGAAAUUUUCAUAUUGCUUUUAUCUGCUAUUUCUGUGUAAUAUAAUUUGUAUUGCUAAGUGUGUUUAAUUCUAUAUAUUAUUAUAUUACUUAUUUAUAUGCGGUUAAUAAC